UCAGGACCCAAAGGGUAGCCAAUCGUACUAAACCAAACAAAAGAAAAACGAAACCAUAUUAUUUGUCGUGUCAAAGAGUCUAUAAAUACUUCACCACAAACCCGCAUAUGAUUCUGAGGAAGAACAGAGCAUACCUACGGAACUAGGUGAGCCCAAGAUCUUCAGUUGCAGGAUUCUGAAGAAAGCUUGUGUUCGUACACCAAGGUAGAGAUGUAUUCAAGAAGGAUACUGCUUCACACCCCAUUCUCUGGGCAACCCUCUGGCCCUAGUCAGCCAGUGUCCAGUGCUACUGUCGUUGAAGGUGGUUCUCCUGGGACCAACUUUGAUGCAAACAUCGUCAUGAUCCUAGCUGUUCUUCUCUGUGCACUGAUCUGUGCACUCGGGCUUAACUCAAUUGUCCGGUGCGCACUAAGGUGUUCAAGCCAGAUGGUGGUGGAUCAUGAGCCAAACCGGGUCACACGGCUGGCUCAGAGCGGGCUGAGGAGGAAGGCCCUUCGAUCCAUGCCUAUUCUUCUCUACUCAGCUGGGUUGAAGCUCAAUGCUGUGAGCCCUAUGUGUGCAAUCUGCCUCUCUGACUUUGAGGCUGGGGAGCAUGUCAGGGUCCUCCCAAAGUGCAACCAUGGGUUCCAUGUCAGAUGCAUUGACCGGUGGCUCUUGGCACGGUCCACAUGCCCAACAUGCCGGCAGUCCCUGUUUGGGGCACCACAGAAGGCCUCUGGCUGCUCCGAGUCUGAGGGAAGCCAGGCCGAGCCAGUGCCAGCUCUCCCUGUGCUGGUGCCACUUAGACCUGAAGGUUUGGUUACUACAUAUGAUUUUUAGAAUCUUCCAUUGCUUUCUUGUUGCAUCAAGCAUGAGAGAGUGGGGUGAAAUGGAGUAGGUUGUGGACUUGAUCAGGUGUGACCGCCAAACUGGCCUGUACAUUGUGUGGUAGAUCUGUAGUAGGAAAAGCUGUACAGAUUGCUUUGGAGUUUUAAUAGUAGUAUUAAUACCUGAUGUUGCUUUGAGAA
This is a messenger RNA of Oryza brachyantha (malo sina), 1007 nucleotides long. RefSeq names its product RING-H2 finger protein ATL72-like. NCBI's taxonomy places the organism in Eukaryota, Viridiplantae, Streptophyta, Magnoliopsida, Poales, Poaceae. The transcript has a single exon. The record is from RefSeq and is a predicted model, not a curated record. Gene Ontology annotation, biological process: protein ubiquitination. The coding region runs from base 211 to 819 and encodes 202 amino acids. Gene Ontology annotation, molecular function: transferase activity.